GAGUACUCGCUCAUUGAAAGACGUUGUCCGCCCGCUUCGGUGGGUUCCAUGAAAAAAUUCAAAUCGAACCGAGUCGUUUUGGCUGAUUAAACACCUUUUACCGGCCACGCAGUACCCCGGCCUCGUGUUUGUGUGCCUGCGGUGGUGGGUUUGGUCGGGGAAGCGCGAAGUUGUUCCCGAGCAAUGAUGGAGCUGGAGGCGGCCAGUAACAGAGGCGAACUGGGAGCUGUGGGAGACGCGCUCCAGCCUCAGACCCCGAGUAGACACGAAAAGAGCCUUGGACUGCUCACAACCAAGUUUGUGACUUUAUUACAGGAGGCGAAGGACGGAGUGCUGGAUCUGAAAGCUGCAGCAGACACCUUGGCAGUGCGACAGAAACGGCGUAUCUAUGACAUCACUAACGUAUUGGAGGGAAUUGGACUGAUAGAGAAGAAAUCCAAGAACAGUAUCCAGUGGAAGGGCGUAGGUCCAGGCUGUAACACCAGGGAAAUCGCAGAUAAGCUGAUUGAUCUGAAGGCUGAGCUAGAUGAUUUGGCUCUGAGAGAACAUGAGCUGGAUCAGCAGCGAGUCUGGGUCCAGCAGAGCAUAAAGAAUGUCACAGAUGACUCCAACAACAGCCCUAUGGCGUAUAUUAAACAUGAAGACCUCUGUGGAGCCUUCAAAGGUGACACACUGCUAGCAAUCCGUGCACCUAUUGGCACACAACUCGAGGUGCCCAUACCAGAAUCGGUCCUUAACGGACAGAGGAAAUAUCAGAUUCGUCUGAAGAGUUCAUCUGGACCCAUUGAGGUCUUGCUGGUCAAUAAGGACCCUUCCAGUGCCUCUCCUGUUGUUUUGCCUGUCCCUCCUCCAGAUGAUGUCCUUCAGAACCUCUCAACACCAACAACUACCUCCCAGCUGACCGCAGCAUCUUCCCAGGUCCUCAAAGCGGCUCCAGCUGCUUCUUCCAAUCCUGCUGCAACUUCAGCCUCUGUCACAGAAACGAGAAGCAGCAAGCCGCUUACACCAACAACAGAAACAUCUUCUGCAGCGACUCAGCAGCUUCAGUCCUCCGCCUCUCUGGAUGGAUCCGCCUCUUCGUCUGCUGCUGCAGUAUUUGAACCAAUGAAGUCUGAUCCCUCUGAGUUGCUGGACUUUCCCAAAGAGCUUUCUGAAAUGUUUGAUCCAACAAAAGAAAUCAUGAGUGGAGAUCUGUUGGAAGAUUUGAUGUCAUCGGAAGUGUUUUCGCCUCUCCUUCGUCUGUCUCCGCCUCCCAGUGAUCACGACUACAUCUAUAAUCUGGAUGAGACUGAAGGCCUUUGUGACCUCUUUGAUGUCCCCAUUCUCAACCUCUGACGCCUGAGGUUGUUCUCAGAGCGGCAGACAUUUGCGCACACAUGCUGAUCUUCCAAAACCCCGUCCCCAUGACACCGAAGGCGAGAAGAGGCGCAGAGAAGCUUGUAUGAUCUGAUCAGCUUUCAAGGACAUCUCUGCCCUGACACUGUGAGCGAAGCAGCUUCACGUACAGUUAACGAUAAAAUUCAGGCAAGAACAAAACAUUUUACUUGCAGCUUUUCCAAGGAAGCACAGUUUAAUGAGAAGUAAUUCUAUUUUUGGAUACUUGUGUAUGAUAAAGCGUUAUUUUGGUGUAUCCGGCCUUUUGUGUGCUUGAGUGAAUGCGUGAACGUGGGUAUUUGUGGGGGGGAUGACUUGAGUCAGAAGUCUCUAAGAAAAUUACAGUCUACAGUCUAGCAGAGCGCCAUGUCAGCUGCUCACACGGGAUGUUACACAUCUGUCAGCGUCCAACCGUGGCUGGUAAAAUGUGCGCUGUCCUCAUGUACAUAGGGAAUAUAUAUAUUUUAUUACCAGAACACAGUAAUGUGUUAAUGAACUGCUCUUGAAACCGAGAGCAACAGGACUCAGACUCAAAGCAAAAGGUUUAGUUUUUCCAAUCCAAUUUGUAUGUAUGACGUGUUUGUUCUGUAAUCACAGGAACAGUGAAAAUGUCUUUUAUUAAACCUUUCAGCGUGUAAGUGUUGCGUACCAGUUGGAGGUAGAGGAGCUUGCUGACUACACAUUAUGACAUGAAGAGCCCAGGACCAAAAAGUAACAGGGUUUGGGGUCAUUUUUACAAUUAUAAUAUAGAGGGAACCCCCCCCCCCCAACUGAUUCAGUUUUCAUACUCCUGCUCUGACAGGGUUUGAUUAGUAGAAAAGACUACAUUAGCUUUGGGUGUGGCUGUAGGUUCGAGAGUUGUAUCCUAAGAGGUCGUUGCUACACAUAGGGACACUCACGCACUGAGUCGACUGAGCGGCUACCAAAGAACCCAGUAGUAUGAACAAUGUAUUGCAGUACUACUACUAAUCCAGUAGUGGCAUGCGAUGAAUAUCCAUAUUGUAUCUGUGGUUUUAACUUUCUGUGGUUACAGUACAUGAGCUGACGGAAUUUCUGCCAAAAUUCAAAAUGUUGGCAAAUGUGACUUUCUUUUUUUAAAGCUUCAUGGAAACUCAUAAAGUAGUACUGCAGUACAUUGUUGAUUAAUAUAUGGAGCCAAUCUGUGUUGGUGAGCCACUGCUCACCAACACUGGAAUUGUAUGCCUCCUUUUACUAAUACUGUUAUGUUUUUCUGCUCGGUUGGUGCUGCAAAAACCUGUGCGCUAUUACAUCAGAGGUGACAUGACACCAAACUAUAUCUAGUGUCCAAGGAAACCUGUGUAGAUCUACCGUUCAUUUCACAGAAAAUCGAUCUUUAAUGAACAGAAUCGACAAUGGCAUAGCUGUCAAAUCUUGUCAAUUCCCCUGCCAAGCCACUUUAUGCAAAUGUCUCAUAGCCACUCCCGCUUCGGUUAUGACUCGUACCUGUACCCACAUCAAAGGAAUUUUGUCUUGAUUUACAUGACUGAUCAUUUUUCAAUUUUACAUCCAAGGGAAAAAGUACAUUUCACGUUCCUCUCUCCAAAGAACUGUGUGGCACUGCUGGGACAGACUGUGUUAAUAGUACAUGUAUGUAAUUUUUAAUAAUGCGGUAAAUCUGUUAUACUAUGUCACGAAAUAUCCUUGGGUUUUUUGGAGUGGGUGGAUGGGGGAUGCUUGUAUUUGUAUAUUUGGCACUGAUCUCAAUUUAUGUUUUCCUUUUAUAACAUAUUAAAUACUACCUAUCAUUCUACGUACUUUGAGCUUUCUACUUUUAAUGUAUGUGCAGAGGACAGACGAGUUUUGACUAAUCAUACUAUUAAAGUUAAAAAAAAAAUCUGCAUUGUUCAUGUUUCUGCAGGGAAGAAAUUUAAUUUGUUGUAUAAAAUCAUAUUUUGU
This is a messenger RNA of Thalassophryne amazonica, 3291 nucleotides long. It is a transcript of the gene e2f4, whose product is annotated as E2F transcription factor 4. Gene Ontology annotation, molecular function: DNA-binding transcription factor activity, RNA polymerase II-specific; RNA polymerase II cis-regulatory region sequence-specific DNA binding; protein dimerization activity. NCBI's taxonomy places the organism in Eukaryota, Metazoa, Chordata, Actinopteri, Batrachoidiformes, Batrachoididae. Gene Ontology annotation, biological process: regulation of transcription by RNA polymerase II. The record is from RefSeq and is a predicted model, not a curated record. Bases 184 to 1335 code for a protein of 383 amino acids. The transcript is spliced from 11 exons. Gene Ontology annotation, cellular component: RNA polymerase II transcription regulator complex.